This is a messenger RNA of Ylistrum balloti, 6624 nucleotides long. RefSeq lists its product as uncharacterized. The transcript is spliced from 50 exons. The coding region runs from base 1 to 6624 and encodes 2207 amino acids. Gene Ontology annotation, molecular function: nucleic acid binding; hydrolase activity; metal ion binding. The record is from RefSeq and is a predicted model, not a curated record. Lineage: Eukaryota; Metazoa; Mollusca; Bivalvia; Pectinida; Pectinidae.
AUGUCUGAAAUGCUCAUUUUACAGGUUGGAAGGCAAAGAAAACGACGCAAUCGCUACAUUUACAUAGGAUUAUUUGUCGCUACAGUGUUUGUUUUAGCCAUUGGUUUAGGGCUUGGUCUUGGACUCAGACACAAAGAUGAUGACGGCAAUACAAACAGUGCAGCAAAAAGUCAGGAAAUACAGCAGAUUGGAGGGUUUACAGGAAACACUGCACCUGUUUCUGUGGCAACCAGUAUACCACCCCAUUCAUCUUCCCUAACAACAACUGUCCCUGUGACAACUGAUGUCAACAAGGAAACAACAGUUGCCUCCACCAUUCCAGGCCUCACCACCCAGGACACGGGAACUCGUACCUGGAUAGAACAGCCAUGUGAGAUGAACAAGAAAUCUUGUCCAUGGCAAAACAGACAAACUCCUCCCCUACUGCUGGUGUCACUGGAUGGAUUUAGAGCGGAGUAUCUCCAUCGGAAUAUGACACCUACCAUUCAAAGGUUGAGAGAUUGCGGGGUACACACACCUUACAUGAGGGCCACUUACCCAACUUUGACCUUUCCCAAUCACUACACCAUUGUUACUGGCCUGUACCCAGAGUCUCAUGGAAUUGUAGACAACAACAUGUAUGACCCUGUGUUAAACGAAUCGUUCAGCCUGAGAGGAAGUGUCAAGUACAACCCUCAGUGGUGGGCUGGAGAACCAAUCUGGACCACAGCGAAGAAGCAGGGCAAAAAAACUGCAUCAAUGUUCUGGGUUGGAUCUGAUGUCAACAUCUCGGGGAUACAGCCAGAUAUAUGGAGAAUGUAUGAUGGGUCAGUAACCUUUGAAGAAAGAGUUAACACUGUCCUUGAAUGGUUGAGUAUGACAGAAGAACAGCGACCAGACCUUAUCACUCUGUACUUUGAUGAGCCUGAUCACACUGGGCAUGGAAGUGGACCAGUCAGUUCACAGGUAGACUCGAUGCUUACAAGGGUGGACCGAUCAAUAUCAAAGUUGAUGGAAGGAUUGUACAGCCGGGACAUUCAUAAUUGUGUAAACCUCGUCAUUCUAGCUGAUCAUGGAAUGGAGGCGACUUCUUGUGACAGAAAGGUUGAGCUAAGUUCGUACAUUAAAACUAACGAGGUCCUGGUAUAUGAUGGAACUAUUGGCAGAAUUCAUAAGAACUUUCAUCAAAAACAAGUUGGCAAAGAGAAUGUUGUGGUCAGAAAUGAUGAAGUGAUGAGCCAAGCAGCUCUAUUGAAGAGACUGGAAUGUAAGAGUGGCCAUUAUCAUGCUUUCUCACGACAAGACAUUCCUGUGCGUCACCACUACUCCAACAAUCAACGCAUAGGAGAUGUUGUCCUGGACGUCCAGGCCAAGUGGACAGUGUCUAGGAAGAGAAGUUCCUUCUGUUUGCAAGGUAACCAUGGUUACGACAAUCUUUACAAAAGUAUGCAGGCUUUGUUUCUGGCCCAUGGACCAGGGUUUAAGGUUAAUUAUACCACAAAACCGUUUGAAAACAUAGAACUCUACAACAUGAUGUCAUACCUCCUAGACAUCAGACCAAGUCCAAAUAAUGGUACCACUGGGUCACUGGAUGAUAUGUUGAGGACACCUCCAACCAGACUGUCAACAAAACCCACUUUGGUUAAAAGUUGUAGUGCUACAAUCUCUUCAAGGCCUGCCAUGACAAUCUGUGGCUGUAAACAGGUGAGAAAUUUGUCAACCGGUAUCUCAACUCCUUUGAAGAGCUUUUCUUCUGUCUUUGGAGCUCCAGUCACUACCCAUAUUGAGUUAGACAUAUGUGAGCUGAAACAGGAACAUUUUACCACUGGAUACAGCAAGCUUUUUCAUACACCUGCAUGGUCAACCUACACUCUCACCAGUAAACAGAAUGUCAGUUUGACAGAUACUACAUGUGUAUGGAUAGACAGCAGAGUACCUAAUUCAUCAUGUGAUAUUUACCACGACAACAUUACACAGGCCUUUCUGUACAAUCCCGAUUUUGACUUAACAGAGAAAGAAAGUCGCCUACGCACGAAUGCUGUGCCUAUGUACACAGGAUUCUAUACAGGUAUAUGGAGAUAUAUGUGGACCUUGAUCAGUGAUUACAACAAAUAUUCUGGGGAAAUCCUGGUGACCACUGGCCCUGUGUAUGACUAUAAUUCAGACAGAUUAUGGGAGGGGAUCACCAACAACACAAGAUUUGCAGAUGUCAAAGAAACUGUUGCCAUGCCAACCCAUUAUUAUAUGAUUCUUGUACGAUGUUCAGAACCUUUGAUAAAUGUGUCUUCAUGUGAUGUUGACCAACUGGACACGAUGACUUUUGUCCUUCCGCACCUGAACAAGGAGCCUAACUGUCUUCCAGAUGAAGAAUACCUGGCCCAGCAUGUUGCUAGAAUACGAGAUGUGGAACUGCUGACAGGACUGGAGUUCUUCUCCAAGUUAGGUGUUGCAAGGUCUGUUAGACUGAGGACACACCUGGCUACACAGGUUUGGGCAGUCAAGGAUUUAGCACUGCACUGGUCAGACCUGGAAUGUAGUGAUCAGGGCACUGGUCAGUGUACAGGAAAGGUACCACUACUGCUGAUCUCAUUGGAUGGAUUCCGUGCCGACUACAUCCAGAGAAACAUUACACCUGUCAUCCAUAAGAUGCGACAAUGUGGUGUACACACUCCGUAUAUGAGGGCAACAUUCCCAACCGUGACCUUCCCCAACCACUACACCAUUGUCACAGGACUAUACCCAGAAUCACAUGGAAUCAUCUCCAACAAGAUGUAUGAUGAACACAUUGGAAGGUACUUCACUCUGGGCAGUUACACCAAGAGUGACCCACGCUGGUGGGGAGGAGAACCUAUAUGGAUAACGGCACAGAAACAAAACAAGACAACAGCUACUUACUUUUGGCCGGGAUCAGAUGUCAACAUUUCUGGGAUAUAUCCUGACUACUGGAAACCUUACAAAUCGUCAGCAGGCUAUCCUGAACGUGUAUCUGAAGUUCUAAAUUGGCUGACUUUGCCCGAGGAACAAAAACCAGACAUGGUCACUCUUUACUUUGACCAGCCAGACCACGCUGGUCAUCAACAAGGUCCAGAGGGUGAUCUGGUGAAUGAACGCUUGCGGACCAUGGAUAUGAUGGUGGGGAGACUAAUGGACGGCCUGUACCAGCGUCGCCUUCAUGGCUGUGUUAACAUCAUCAUUAUUGCUGAUCAUGGGUUUGAUGACACAGCAUGUACCCAGAUUGUAGACCUCUCCAAACACAUCAACACCAAACAGGUGCUUAUAUCAAGUGGAACUUUUGGACGCAUCGAGACUAAAUACAGCGGCCCUAGAAAGAACAUUACAAAAAAUGAAAACCCUGUUAAUGUUAGCACCCUGGUAGAAAAACUGAUGUGCAACACGUCUGUGAUGAAGGUCUUCACUAAAGAUACAGCACCAAAGCGAUUCCACUAUCUCAACAAUCCACGGGUCGGGGACAUCCUGCUUGACAUGGCUGACCGAUGGCUUGUAUCCAAAUAUAACUCUUACUAUGGCUGUAGUGGAGGUAAUCAUGGCUGGGAUAACAUCUUCAAAUCCAUGCAUGCUCUAUUUCUUGCCCAUGGCCCUGCUUUCCAACAGAACAUGACAAUUGGUCCAUUUGAAAAUAUAGAACUGUACAAUCUAAUGUCAGAGUUGUUGGACAUAACCCCUGCCCCCAACAAUGGAACCCAAGGAAGUCUGGACCAUAUAUUGGUGAAGCAAAGGAUUGAAAAUCAGACAUCUCCACAGCAAGCUCCACUGUGUCAGUCUGGUCAGGUCUCAAGCACCACUCUCUGUGCACAAAACCAGUCAUCUGCUGAUUCAGAUCUACCUUUGAUUGAUCAGAAGAACAAAAGUGUGUGUCAAAUGAACUAUCCCAACCAGACAACAGUUUACAACACCAUUCUGAAAUCACCUGUAUACACAACAUUUACACUUACUGAAGAGAUGGUAAAAGGCACCAAUGGUAGGAAUCUGUGUAUCCAGGAGGUACUGGAGAAUGUGUGGAAUUACCAGCCACACUAUCCACAUUUCUACACAGAGAUUUGGAAUUUCACUAGCAGCCUGAUCAAGCAGUAUGUUGUACAGUACGGUGACCUCUCAGUGACCUUGGGCCCAGUUUAUGACCAUAAUGGUGAUGGACUGGCUGAUACCAAUCUAACCAGUCUAGAGGCAGAAACCCCAUCCCACAUAUUUGUGGUGAUGAUGAGAUGUGCUACACGUGGACAGGUAUACCCCUGUAAUGGUGAUGUGGAUUCUAUUCUCGUCCAGGCCUUACUUCUUCCCUACCUAAACUACACUCCCAACUGUUUGUAUCCAUCAGACUACCUAAAGGACAACAUCGCUCGGGUCCGAGAUGUUGAGCUGCUGACUGGGCUACGUUUCUUUGCCGAGGAUAUCUUUACUGUAUCAAAGGCUGCCCGACUGAGGACGCAUUUGUCUGAGAAGUUAUGGCCAUCUAACAGUUUGAGGACAUGGAUUGAGUCUUCAUGUCCAACAGCUGAGGACACAUGUACAUCUGGCUACCAGCCCUUGCUCCUGAUAUCUCUGGACGGCUUCAGAGCGGACUAUCUGUUACGUAAUUUCACACCCUACGUGGGCCGCCUAAGUCAAUGUGGGACUCGUUCACCUUACAUGAGAUCUGUGUACCCAACAAAGACUUUCCCAAACCACUACUCCAUUGUGACGGGUUUGUACCCAGAAUCUCACGGGAUUGUGGACAACAGCAUGUUUGAUAGUGGUAUAGACAGUCUAUUCAAGAUUGGUCAGGGAAGUUCAUUUGAUCCACGAUGGUGGCAGGGAGAACCGAUUUGGAGAACAGUUAUGAAUAACAACAAAUCAGCUGCCACUUUCUUUUGGCCUGGGUCUGAUGUGAAAGUUAACGGAACAUUCCCUACCUAUCACAAAAAAUAUGACUCGAAAGUUGGUUUCAAUACACAAGUAGAACAAGUACUUGAUUGGUUGACCAAUGAAAAGCCUGAUUUUAUUACUCUCUACCUUAACGAGCCAGAUAAAUCAGGACAUACCUAUGGACCUGACAACAUUGUAAAGAUUGGUCUGGCGUUGGAAAGAGUAGAUGCAGCCAUCGGUCAGCUGAUGGAGGGACUCUUUCACCGUGACCUCCACAACUGUGUGAACAUCCUCCUUAUUGCCGACCACGGAAUGUCCAGUAUUUCCUGUGAUCGGUUAGUACUAAUGAAGGACUACCUGUCUAGUACAACUCUAUCCAAGAUGCACCUUUUUGAGGGUGCAUUUGGGAGGAUCAACAACCUUUACUCUCAGAAAUCUUCCAGGUCAAAGAUGAGACUUGUCCCUGACCAAGUACCUGUGUCAGACAUCAUUUCUAAUCUUACCUGUCAUUCACACUUCAAAGUCUUCUCGAAGACCUCAAUUCCAAAGCGCCAUCACUAUGCCAACAACCCUAGAAUUGAUGACAUCAUCAUUGAUGUGGAAAAUGAAUGGCUUGUCACAGAGAAUGUACCAAAGUCAUCUACCGAAGCCAAGUGUACUGGUGGAAAUCAUGGAUAUGAUAACACAUACAAAAGUAUGCAGGCUUUGUUUCUGGCCCAUGGUCCAGCAUUUCAUCAGAAUUUGACAGUAAAUCCAUUUGAAAACAUCGAACUGUACAAUCUGAUGGCAGAUGUUCUGGGUGUAAGACCAGCCCCUAACAAUGGAACAAAGGGCUCACUCAACCAUGUGUUGAAAAAUCCAGUGCCAAUCAGUAGGGCAACACCAAUACAGAAUUACACCACCUGGCGUAUGGGGAAUGUAACAGAGAAAUUCAUACAGGAUUCCCUGAAGUACAGGAGUCAGUGUCUGGACAAAUGUAACAUCAAUACCAACGCAACCCAGACCAAGGUUAAUACAGAAGACUACCAUAUCGUGUUUGGCUGUCCUUCUCUCCUUAUUUCACACACUCAGACCAGUGUCUAUAUAAAGAGUUACCCAAGUCAUGUGACGGCAUACAGCACAGCACUAUUGGCUCCACUGUGGGUCUCCUACACACAGACCUCUGUCCCUUCCCCUAGUACUAACUACCCGACCUGUAUCCUGAGGGGUUGGGAUCUGCCACAAUGUGAGGCUACAUCCUUCACACAAGACUCCAGGCAGUAUACAUGGACUCCGCUGUACAAAACAGCAAUGGCUUAUUCCUGGGAGAGCUUAAUUUCACUAAAUUUUGUACCUAUGCUGGAGAACUUCAGACAAGGUAUUUGGAGAAGUGUCCAGAACCUUACAGAUACAUACAUAAAAGACUACGGAGAAGUCAAUGUGAUGACUGGUCCUAUCUUUGAUUACAACACUGAUGGACACAAGGAUGACCCGGCCACUGUCCUUAGGAGAAACACCACUGUCAGCAUUCCAACCCACUUCUUCUACAUCAUCAGUCGCUGUAGUAUCCAAAACCUGACUGCCUGUCCAUCUGAUCAACUGAAAACGCUGUCAUUCAUCCUCCCUCAUACAGAGAGUAUCACAAACUGCCAGACAACUGAGGAUUACUUGGAAGAUAAUGUAGCACGGAUAAAAGACAUUGAGCUUCUGACAGAUUUGGAAUUCUAUACCAAGUUGUCUCCCCUUAAUUCUGUAUCACUACAGACCUUUUUACCACAGGGACUUUGGCGCAGAUAUGGCUGA